AUGGACACAUUCAAAAAGGAACAAUUUACUACCGAUUCUAAAGAGCCACUAAAAUUGCUGCAAGAAAACUCAACAAGGUGGAAUAGCAGUUUUUACAUGAUCAAGAGGAUUAAUAAAGCCAGUGAAGCCCUUAAUCGAUCUCUAUUACAAUUAAAUAAAGCUCCUUCUCCACUUUCAUUAAAAGAAUGUACCACAUUAAAAAAAAUAGAAACAGUACUUUCCUGUUUUGAAGAGGCUACAAUAAAAAUUCAAGGAAAUAAUUAUACCACAAUCUCCUUAAUAAUACCUCUUACAUUUGGAAUAUUUACAUAUUUAACAAAGAAACUACUUGAUUUGACAACAGAAGAUGUGAGAAAACUAUGUUUAAAUCUACUGGAAUCUGUAAAAACACGAUUAUUUUUAUAUGAAACUCGAUCAGUUACCAGAUUGGCUACUAUAUUGGACCCUCGGUUCAAAAAAGAAGGCUUUAGGAGUAGCGACAAUGCUAAUGAAGCAAGUUCCUUGCUAGGACAAGAAAUGUUAGGCAUAUUAAAAAAAAAAGAAAUGAAAACCAAGCAUCUCAGAUUGAAAAUGAAGAUUCAAUAUCCAAAUGCAAAUGAGAGUCUUCUAAACUUGAACUCUUUAGAUUUUUAG
Messenger RNA from Psylliodes chrysocephalus, 633 nucleotides. The record is from the annotation of a GenBank genome assembly. Lineage: Eukaryota; Metazoa; Arthropoda; Insecta; Coleoptera; Chrysomelidae.